Molecule: messenger RNA, 1218 nt
Organism: Saccharomycopsis crataegensis
Lineage: Eukaryota; Fungi; Ascomycota; Saccharomycetes; Ascoideales; Saccharomycopsidaceae
Exons: 1
Coding region: 1-1218 (405 amino acids)
Molecular function (GO): hydrolase activity
Source: RefSeq, a predicted model, not a curated record
AUGUUUUUGAAAUCAGUUUUCUUAGUUUACUCGCUCUUGGUAUUGAGAGUCUAUGCCGCAAACAUCAUGGGGUUGUCUCCAUUCAAGAUGUCAGUGAUACAACCUCUAUUAUCGUCUUCCAAAAACUCACAAAUAGAUUGCGAUCAUCAUUCAGUGAAAUCUUCAAAAAGAUGGGAUGUCGUUGAUAUGUUGAAAGCUAUGGCCAAGAUCGAUUCUACCGUGGGAUAUGAAUACGAAGUCAUGCACUGGCUUCGUGAUGUUCUUGAGGAGCAAGGUAUGACUGUUGAAAUGCAAUUAGUCGAAGAUGAACACCAAAGUGUCACUGGACUUGCAAGACACAACAUUUAUGCAUACAUGGGAAAAACCAGAGACACCAGUAUUGUUGUUUCCUCGCAUAUAGACACCAACCCAGAGGGAAACAUUCCAUACCACGAAAUUGGAGAGGAAAUCCACGUUCGCGGUGCCUGUGAUGCCAAGGGGCCAGCUGCUGGCCAAAUCGUCGCCUUUUUCGAGCUUUGGGACGCCAGUAUCAUCAAGGAGGGCGAUGUUUCAUUGUUGUUUGUCAUUGGUGAGGAGUACAAUGGCAUUGGGAUGAAGACUGCUGUUGAAUCUUUAAAUGCCACCUGGAGCAAAGCCGCAAUUUUUGGUGAGCCUACAGAAAACAAAUUGAGUAAAGGUCACAAAGGCAACUUCCGUUUUGAUGUCGAAGCUUGGGGUAAGAAGAGUCAUUCUGGGUACCCUGAGCUUGGAUUCAGUGCCAUCGAGUUUUACUUGCGCAAGGCUAAUACCCUUUUGAAUGCUGAAUUGCCAUAUUCCCCUGUAUUGGGACCAACCACCGUUAACAUUGGAACAAUCCACGGUGGUGUGGCUGCUAACAUUAUUCCAGAUUACGUCAAGGCAGAAAUGUACAUUCGUGUCGCUGACGAUAUUGAAAAGGUGAAGGCUUAUGUGGAAGAGCUUUUCAACACCGAGCAUUCCCAGAUGACCAUUGUUCAAUACUUGAAGCCACAAUAUCUUUCAUUUGACGUCCCUGGGUUUGAGCUCAUUGCUUGUGCUUACGCCACCGAUAUCCCAUACUUUGAAUCGAUCGAUGUGAAAAAGUACCUUUAUGGGCCAGGUAGUAUUAGUGUUGCCCAUACCCAGGCAGAGUUCGUCACUGUCACCGAUUUGUAUGACUCGGUCAUUGGCUAUAAGAAUCUUAUCACUUACAAUCUCUAA